Messenger RNA from Pundamilia nyererei, 5567 nucleotides. Its product is annotated as microtubule-associated protein 4-like. The coding region runs from base 139 to 3582 and encodes 1147 amino acids. Lineage: Eukaryota; Metazoa; Chordata; Actinopteri; Cichliformes; Cichlidae. Gene Ontology annotation, biological process: neuron projection development; microtubule cytoskeleton organization. The transcript has 17 exons. Gene Ontology annotation, molecular function: microtubule binding. The record is from RefSeq and is a predicted model, not a curated record. Gene Ontology annotation, cellular component: neuron projection.
GUGGCUUGCGUCUCAGUCCUGGCACCAGUUUGCUCUGCAAGCACCGAAAGGUGGAGAGAUUUUCCCCAUCACACACUCUUACUGUCAAACACACACGUUCAGCGAGAGACUCGGGACGCAUCCACACGUAACGGGACUAUGGACCUGAGCCUGCGAGAUGCUCUGGGUGGAGGUGGCGGUGGCGUCCAAGGUGGGGCCCCUGGUGAUGCCCUUCUGAAGAGAGACUUUGUGGCUUCACUGGAGAAAGAGAGCUACGAUGACAAAGUUGGGGAGACGGUCUCCAAGAGUGACUACCGACCCUUACUGGAUGGAAAGGACACCAAGAGCGGUCCAGGGAUGAUGUCAUCAAUGAUGUCAUCAGGAGGACGCCAAGACCCACCAGGACAGCCUGCCUUCAGCUCUGACUACCUGUCUGGUCCUAUGCGUGGGAUGACAGAUCAGUGGAGCCUGAACAAGACAAAGGACAGCAGCAAGCCUGACUCAUUUCUAGGCUUUUCUCAACCUGGGAUUGGAGGGACCAUGGGGUCCAGUAUGCCACCCUUCCAGACCAGUAUGAGCACUACUCUUGGCCAGACUGGAAUGAGUCCAGCUAUGGACACCCAGAAAAGUUCAAGCCAUUUUGGUGUGGAAAGCAAAACCAUCAGUAACACCAGUGGGAGCAGUCCCUUUAAAAGCAGCGAUCCAUUUUCUUCCGGUGGCAUGGGAAUCCAUUCCAUGAAUCACUCUGCAGCUCCCAUCCUCUCUCCCAGCGGCUCAGUGGAUGACAGCAGUGCUACAUCCUCCAACUCUGAACCCCUCAGCCCUGACAGAGCAGGGCUGGGGAACGAAGCCGGCAAGCAGCAGCAGCGGCGACGGAAGAAGAAGAGGAAGGGCCGUGAUGAGGUCUACGACUUCUUGGAUAGCCAGGAGAAUAACAUCAGCAGGAUGCAGGAUAAAGGCAGAAGGGAGGUGGAGGAGGACGAAGAUGAGGAGGAGAACUGGGAGUGGGAGAUCAGAGAGAGUGGAGGAGGGGGUAGGGUAAAAGGCAGAAAGACUAAGAGUCGGGCAAGACUUCCAGAGGAGUGGGGAGCUCCACAGCAGCCUGUCUCUCCCACACCAGCUACAGUUGCCCCUAAGUGGGCUGCAGGUGCUGACAUUGGCUCUAGUGACCCCAAAGCUCCAAACUCCAUCCCCAGCCCCACUCUACCCUCUGCCCCUGAACAGAUACCCACAAGUUUUACCAACUGUUCCCAUGUUGGCCAAGUAUCAGAUUUGUCUUCGCGCUCCUAUGAGCCUAUGUGUUUAGAUGACUUUUCUGUGUCUGUUAAAAAUGGGCAAAAGCCCAUUGAAGAGAGAAUGUCAGCCAAACCUGAAAACCAUAUUAGCACAGCUGCUAGUACAGUCACCAAGAAUAGUUUAGCUGGGGAUGUCAGCGGUAGCCUAGCACUAAUGACAGGGGACAACCUAAGCCCUGUCUCCCAGACCUUCUCUUUCCUUGAUUCAGUUCUCCAGACCCCACCGGGUUCCACUCCCGACUCCCAGACAACCCCCCCCAUCACCAACACAGCCUCCCUUGCUCCUGCUUCCCUCACAAAGUCAACCCCAGUAGAAACCACUGCCCCUGCUUCACAAGCUGCUUCUGAUUUCAACCCUUUCAAGAGCACUUCAGACCUUCCCCCCACUGUGUCCACCAGUCCAUCACCUUUAACUUCAGCAGAAACAUACCCGUCAGCAGUCAUAGCUGGAUCGGCCCUCAACGUCGAUGCCAAGCCUUUCAUCCCCUCAGCCACACUAAUGUCCUGCACAGCUACCCCCAGUAAUUCGGAGGCCACUCCUGUUGUUAGAACAGCAGCAGUGGCCUCCACGGGAACCGCCGGUCCUGCAUCCUCUACCACUUCAGUCACACCUCUUAAUUCCUCAGCUGCUUCCUGUAAGAAAGAAGCCACCCCUGCAUCGUCAUCACCAGACACUCCCCCCAAAUGCGUACCAGUGUCCCUUAGCUCAGCCACACACCCUCCUCCCAUCACCCAAGCUGCCCCUCCCUCUCUCCCUGCACACUCAGACCACCAGGAGUCCUCGUCGCCACAGCUCCCCCCAUUGGAAGUUAAAUCUGACAACAAAGACAAGCAGGAGAAGACAGACACCGUGUCUGGGAAAACAGACAAGAUUGACAACUUUGACAAGAAGGAAGAACAGCAGAAGGACUACGGCCCAGACAAGAACCAGAAGUCUGAGAAGAUAAUCAAAAACGAGGAAAAGCUAGAGAAGAUGAACGCGGAGAAAAACAACAAGGCCAAUGAGAAGGCAGAAAAGGUGGACAAGCCGGAGAAGACCAACAAAGAUGAGAAGAAGGAGGAGAAGGGUGUGAAAGGGACGGCCAAGUCUCCCACAGGGAAUGGUAGCAAGACCCUGGCGAGCCCUGACAGCAAGAGCAAGCCUAAUGCAGGUUCCACCAAACCAGAUUCUGCCAAAUCACGCCCAUCCACUCUCUCCACAAAUGGCGAGGCCAACUCGGCCAAACGCCCCUCCCCCACCACUGCUUCAGCCAAUAAAAAAAGCCCUGUACCCAAGGCAACUACACCUACUGCUGCCAAGCGGCCGCCAACAGCAACUAGCUCUGCUAAGGCUGCCAAGACUCCAGAAAAUGGGGAAAAACGUCCACCUGUGCCAAAGGCCACACCCGCUCCCCGUACAACUGCCAGUAAGAAUGGCUCCUCUGCAACUGCUGCAGGCAAGACUGCAGCCAACAAGAACGACAAAACUGAGAACAAGACCAGUGAGGCCAAGAAACCCAAGACUACACCCCGUCCUCGCCCAGCCUCAACCGCCGCUCCUGCUACCCCGGCUGCUUCCACCAAUGGAGAAUCCAGUGCCACUCACCGCCGUCGGGUCAUCACCAAACCCCCUGUGCCCAAGCAGACUCCCCUGGAUAAGAAACCAGCUGUUCCCCGUGCUCCCCGCACCCCCCGACCCAUCAAUGCUCCGACACCAGAUCUAAAGAACGUCCGUUCCAAGAUUGGUUCUAUUGACAACAUCAAGUACCAGCCCGGUGGAGGAAAGGUCUCUUCCACCCCGAACAACAAGACAUCAGACCCCUCCACCCCUGCUGCCAAGGCCAGAGUUCAGAUAGUGCACAAAAAGCUGGACUUCAGCCACGUCACUUCUCGCUGUGGCUCCAAGGACAAUAUCAAACAUGUCCCUGGAGGUGGCAAUGUGCAGAUCCUGAAUAAGAAGGUUGAUGUGAGCAAGGUAACAUCCAAAUGUGGCUCCAAGGACAACAUCAAACACAAGCCAGGUGGUGGUGAUGUGAAGAUUGAGUCUCAUAAGCUAAACAUUAAGGCUAAGUCUAAGAUUGGAUCCGUGGACAACGUGGGGGCAGGAAAUGGACAGACCAAUGGACAAAAGGAAGAGAAAACUGAGCAGAAAACAUCAUCACCCCCAAGUGGCACUCAGACAACAGGACCAGGAGUCACUGCUAAGGCAACAGCACCUGGAGGUGUUGCUAAGGAGAACAGCAUGAAGGAAACCACACCCACUCCUUUUGGGGGAGAUGGACUGAGGGAGCCCCUCAGUGCAGAGAAAUGCAUCACUGAGACAAACUGAGUCCCAAUGACCCACAGAUUUUGGUGGGACACGCAUGGCGCUCGCUGGCCUGCCAAUCAACUACCAACCAACUACCACGGCGCAGUCACUUUCCUCUGAUCCCGCCCUUCAUCUUGCCCACCGCAGCACCGAACUGACCGAUCGCCUCUCAGUGUUUCUCUGGGAUCUGCCUGCCAGCUUCCUGCUACCAACUUUGACCUUUGGCCCCUUGUCACCCUUGGGUUGCCCCACCUACCACAGAGAAAAGUAAUUGCUGUUUGUCCAUGUUUCUCUGUGCAGGUUUCCACCAGCUUCUCCACUGAUGCCAUUUCCUUGUAAGCACUGACUAAGGUCAUUCCAACCUUAAAGCCCAAAUGUAACAACCCCAAAGCAAUAAUCCCACAAUCAAUCAAUCAGUGCUCUAUUAAGUAUCUUGACCAUAGCCACUUUUUCUCAUAGAAUGUUCACCCUACUAGUGAAAACAGUUGCCUCAGAUCACAGUAAUGGAGCUUUGUUCUAGACCCUCUGGCAGGCUUUGACAUUUAAAAACCAAACUAACAAAAACAGCACCAUUCAUAGGUCAUCAGACGUCUCAUUACAGGUCAGUCUACAAUUCAUCACACGUUACUUCUCUUGGUAUCAGUGCAGCAGUUUGUCUCUUCAGAGUUCUUCACAAUAAUGAUUCCUUGAAUUUUAAUAUUAUGAUGUUUGUAGUCGUGGCUGCAAAGAGCACAAAAUGAAUCUGGUCUCGAGCGGCUAUGCAGAGAGAUGUCUGGAAGCAAAUCUGAAGAUGGAUUUUAAAACCAGAGCAAUAGCUUCUCAAAAGUCAGAUGGUUUUAGUACAAUUGAAAUCAUUCAGCGAUGUAACUCGUGCAUUAUGAAGGCAGCAAGAGGGAGGAUACAGGAGCUCUGCUGAAUCUCUGGGUGGUUUCGGCUCAAAGAGGAUUUGGCACAAAAAAAUCUGUGUUUGAUCUCAGAGCCAAGUGUUUUUAAAGUUAAGAUCUCUCUAAUUGACCUUGAAGGAGUGAAUAUAAAUUCCAGCUGAAUGAGUGAUAUUGAAGGAUGGUAAUAAACCUUGAAAUUAAACAGAGUGGCACAGAACACAUGCACUCUAUAAUGUAAUGUAGCACUUAUGAUGGACAGUGUCAAUCACAGUGUCACAGGAUUCUUUCUAAACAUUCAGUCACACCAGCACAUCAAAUGUCUCCAUUUCAGAGUCAUUAUAGUGUAGACCUGUGGAAUCUGUGUGAUGGUCUAUGGUUGGCAUGUCCAUACAGGCCAAAUGGUUCCUUGCAAAUUUUCACUGCUGACUAAUAGUAAGCCGUCUUGACAAUGCUGAGAGAACAAAGCAGUUUUCAACUGAGGAAGCUACUGUAGGGAUCCAGCUGUUUUUCAACAUCAGCUUUUAUUUCACCUCGGUACGCUCGGGAGCUUUUUUUUCCUUUUCUUAGUACUUGAUUGAAAUUAUAGGGCACAAUCUCUGGCACAGUAUAAAAAAAUGUAGAAGCUUAGAGAGCUGUUGUGAUGACUAACUCUACAGCAUGCUUUCUGCUUGCUAUAUUCCAGGCCACCUGCAGUAUUAAGUCAUUUGAAUUUGUUAACAUUUGUUCAUAUAUCAGGAUAUACUAACAAAAACUUCUGCUUUAGAUAAAUGAGUACAAUUCUUUUUCUUUCUCUGUUACUUACUGUCCACAUUCUCCAGAGGAAGUUGAAUACUUUGAUUUGCAACCUCUUUUCCCAAAAAAGGCAGAAGACUUUGUAGAUCAUUAAAAUGUCGUUUGGUGUUAAAAUGUUCAUUUGAAAGCAUAUUGUUGAGAUAUUCACUCAAGCUGAACUAGGGUUUAAUGAGUCACUGUUAGCUUUAUUUAACCAGGAGAGCAAUUAAGAACACUUUGGGUAAAGGCAUUUAAAAGGUAAAAGAACAUUUCUACACACCUGAAGCCAUUUCUACACGCUCACUGGUGAAACACUGCCCCAUAGUGGCAGAAGUUUUACUUACAUUUUUC